Molecule: messenger RNA, 2087 nt
Organism: Gymnogyps californianus (California condor)
Lineage: Eukaryota; Metazoa; Chordata; Aves; Accipitriformes; Cathartidae
Gene: PLA2G3
Product: phospholipase A2 group III
Exons: 7
Coding region: 1-1674 (557 amino acids)
Biological process (GO): phospholipid metabolic process; arachidonate secretion
Molecular function (GO): A2-type glycerophospholipase activity
Source: RefSeq, a predicted model, not a curated record
AUGUGGGCGCGCGCGGUGCUGGCCUGCGCGGCGGUGUGCGCGUGCGCGCGCGCCUGGCCCGGCGGUGCCGUGUGCGCGCGGCGGGUGGCGGGCGCGGGCGGCGUGCGCUACGUGGCCUUCCUCAGCAGCGCCGGCCCCGGCCCGGCCGCGCUGGUGGAGAGCGCCUGGGCCGGGCGCGGCCGCCUCCGCGCCUGCUGGGCCCGCCGAGACCCGCGCCUGGCCCGCGCCUUCCGCGCCGCCUGCGCCCGCCGCCCGCCCGCCGCCCCCGCUGCCGCGCUGCGGCGGGACCUGGCCGCGCUCUGGCGGCGCCGCGCCGCCUGCGUCGACCCCGCGCCGCCGGGAGGGCGCCGCCGCCGCCGCCGGCGAGGCUGGACGCUGCCGGGCACGCUGUGGUGCGGAGCCGGGGACUCGGCGGGGAACGCCAGCGAGCUGGGUCUCUUCCGCGGCCCCGACCGGUGCUGCCGGGAGCACGACCAGUGCUCGGCGCAGAUAACGCCGCUGCAGUUCAACUACGGCAUCCGCAACUACCGCCUGCACACCGUCUCCCACUGCGACUGCGACGCCAGGUUUCGGCAGUGCCUGCUGGCCCUCAACGACACCAUCUCCAACAUCAUCGGCGUCACGUUCUUCAACCUGCUGGAGGUGCCGUGCUUUGUGCUGGAGAAGAGCGAGGAGUGCGUCCAGUGGCACUGGUGGGGAGGGUGUGAGCGUUACGGUGUAGUACCCCUGGCCAGGAUGGUGCAGCAGAGUCAGUACCACUACAGCCUGCCUGCGGAGGAGACAGGCAGCCCUGCUGUGCAGCCCCUGGGCAAGGGAAGGAAGUCCUCUAGAGCAGGGCGCAAGCGGCUCCGACAGGGACUGGGGCAAAACCCCGGGCUCCGCCAGGCAUGGAGACCUCUGACAGCCCAGCAGUCACGGGGCCCAGGUACCUUGUCCCCUGCGUCCACCAGGGACAAGGCUGAGCCCACAACCAGGCACCCAGCAGCGCAGUGGGGGCUGGAGCCCGGCCCCCCAACAGCAAUGACCGUGUUGGAACAGGACCUUGCUGGAGGAAGGCGAGCGCCGGGAGGAGCACAGCAAGGGGCUGGGGGCUCAGCACACCCUGCCUGCACGGCCUGCCCUCAAGAUGGCAGCAUCGGAUCCAGCCGGGCUGCGGAGCGGUGCGGAGCCAGCCCGGUGCCUGCCGCGGAGGGGCGUCGGCAGCAGGGCCCGGGCAGGCUGUGCAGGUCCUACAAGCACCUGGAUAAGUGUCAGCACCAGAUCGCACCCCGCGAGGUGAAAUACCAGCUGCACAACAAGGGCACCCGGACGCUCUUCCACUGCAACUGCACUCGCAGGCUGGGGCGGUUCCUGCACAGGGCGAGGGACCUCAGUGACGUGGAGGUGGCUGUCCUGGCUGACCGCAUCGCCACGGUCUGCUUUGUUCUGGAGCCGCCCACUGACUGCAGCCCGGGUGAGGGGUCACAGCACAACUGUAUCACAGCAACCCAGGCUGUGCUAGUACCUGCACGGCAUCUCAAAAAGGCCCUGAGGCGCUGGGGUCCUCCACAUGUGACCUCCAAGGCCGAGCAUCCAGACUGGAAGACACAGGACAGUGGUGGCACCCUCUAUGAGCAAUGCCUGCAGCUGGCCUUGGAGCAGAAACCAGGCACUCGGCACCACAUGGUGCCCUGAUGAUGCCCGAGAAGCACUGCCUUGUGUGGGGAGGAAGAUGUGCUGUGCAGCAGCCAUGGAGUGGAGCUGCUUGAUUUCUGGUCCUUGAGACAAAGGAUGGCACUGAGCAUGGCUGCUGGCAUGACUGCAUGGAACUGGGGGGCCACAGCUGGAGCAGGGGCAGGUAGAGGGACUGAGAAGCCUCUCAAGGAGCUGUGGCUGCCAUCUGUGAGCAUCAAAGCAAGGGGAAAGGAAUAGAAGGGCUUGGGAAAGGGGAAACCCACCAUCUUCCUUCCAUAUUGUGCCCUGAGGCAGCAGGGAUGCUCUAGGCAUUGGAUCCCUCAGGCAGGGGGGAUAGCAGUGCCCCCCAGCCCUGGAUUUGUGCCCCUUCAGCUGGGGGACCUGAGCAGCAUGGUGUGAUCCUGACCCUCUUC